AUGGCACCACCAUUAUACGUGAAAGGAGGUGUUUGGACCAAUGUUGAAGAUGAGAUCUUGAAAGCAGCUGUGCUGAAAUAUGGUCUUUAUCAAUGGGAGCGUAUAGCAUCCUUACUACCUAAGAAAUCAGCCAAACAAGUUAAGGCAAGAUGGGUUGAAUAUUUAUCACCAACCAUCAACAAAACUGAUUGGACACAAGAAGAAGAUGAAAAAUUGUUAAGCUUACAUAAGAUAUUCCCUAACCAAUGGAGAAGUAUAUCCAAUGCAAUGAAUAGAACUGCAGUGCAAUGUGUUGAAAGAUACCAGAAAUUGAUAGAUGAUGUUUCGGGAUAUCAGCGGAAAGAUGACGAAGAGAAUUUAGGGUUAUCUGGACCUGGUAUUGAAACAUUACCAGCAGUUGGCGGGUCUAGUGGACCUAUCAAAGCAGGGGAAAUUAAUUUCAAUCCAGAAAGUAAGCCCGCGAUGCCGGAUGAUGAAGAGUUGCCAGAUGAGGAACGUGAAAUGUUGGCUGAAGCUAAAGCAAGAUUGGGUAAUAUCCAAGGUAAGAAGGCAAAAAGAAAAGCUCGUGAAAGAAUGUUAGAGGAGAGUAAACGUAUAGCAUUAUUACAGAAAAGAAGAGAAAUGAAAGCCGCAGGUAUUAAUGUAAAGUUGACUACCAGGAAUAAAAAGAAAAGAAAAGAAUUUGAUUAUAAUGCUGAUAUAUAUCAGGAAAUUAAACCAAUUGAAGGUCCUUAUGAUAUUACUGAUGAGACGCGAGAUAAUCAAUUGGAGCAAUAUAAGUUUACUCGAGAAGUUUCAACUAAGGGAAUCAGCAUGAAAGAGAUAGACGACAGAAUAGCCAAAGAAGAGUCUAAACGAAGAAAGGAACGGGAAAAGAAAUUCACCAGCAAUAAGAGAGUUAUUGAAGCAGAAGAGGAAUUGGUAGAUCAACAAGAUAGUACUAAACGCAGAAAAUUAAAUUUAUCGAUUUCGGAUUUGCCAAAAGAACAAAAAAAGAGCCGUCCCGAAAUUGCUAAAUUAGUGAAGUCUUUAUUUGAAAAAUUGCCAGCUCCAAAACACCAACGAGGAAAGGUAUUGCCAACAUUUGCAAGUGAUGUAACGAAUGACAUCAGCCAUGAGAGAACUGAAGAAACAGACAGUAUUCAAAAUAUCUAUGACCAGGGCCUGGAGUUGUAUAAAUCAGAGGUUGUUCAAAGAUCAUUGCCAAUACCAAACCCUGCAAAUUUGAGAAAGCUUGAUGAAAUAGACUUGAUGGGUACCAUAGAGAAGGGUGUUGUCGAAGAAUGUUACAAGUUAAUCAAAUCUGAUUAUAAGAAAUAUGAGGAUGAUAUGUUCGAUGCUCCAAUUGUAAAACAACUAGAUCCAGAAUUGUACAAUAAAGUAAUCAAGGAGAUUGACCUAGAAUUAAAGAACAUUGAUAGAAAAGUUGGAGGAUCUAAUAGUGCCUAUGAACUACCGAAAAAUUUUGAAGUAGCAGAAUCUGCUAUCCAAACGUUGCAUACGCUUCACAAGAGAAAUGAAGUCUUGUCAAGUCAAAUGAUUUUUCCAUCUAAUUAUGAAGAUCAACGACAACAAAAGAUACAAGAAUUCCAAUCGUUGGUGAAAGAAUUAAGAGAUGUUGAUUUGGAAUUGACUAUUGAAAUGAAGAAAUCAGAGAUUGAAAACCAUGCAAUUGACAAAGAGAUGCAAAAUAUUGUUAAUAAAAUAGCUGAAUUGGAUAAACGAAUGACUGGGCUUUCAAGUUCAAGUACAAGUACAUAG
Messenger RNA from Candida tropicalis MYA-3404, 1761 nucleotides. RefSeq names its product Cef1p (gene CEF1). Gene Ontology annotation, biological process: mRNA splicing, via spliceosome. The transcript has a single exon. The record is from RefSeq and is a predicted model, not a curated record. Gene Ontology annotation, cellular component: spliceosomal complex; Prp19 complex. Lineage: Eukaryota; Fungi; Ascomycota; Pichiomycetes; Serinales; Debaryomycetaceae. The coding region runs from base 1 to 1761 and encodes 586 amino acids.